This is a messenger RNA of Sorex araneus (European shrew), 309 nucleotides long. RefSeq names its product defensin beta 124 (gene DEFB124). The coding region runs from base 1 to 309 and encodes 102 amino acids. Gene Ontology annotation, biological process: canonical NF-kappaB signal transduction; positive regulation of chemokine (C-C motif) ligand 5 production; positive regulation of monocyte chemotaxis. The record is from RefSeq and is a predicted model, not a curated record. Lineage: Eukaryota; Metazoa; Chordata; Mammalia; Eulipotyphla; Soricidae. The transcript has 3 exons.
AUGACCCGGCUGUUUCUGCUCUUUAUGAUUCUCCUGGCCCUGGACCUUGAUCACACUCCAAGUGGGAGAAAUGAAUUCAAACGAUGCUGGAGGGGCCCAGGGGCCUACCGGAUUUACUGCUUGAAGCAAGACACCUAUAUGCACCUGUGCCCGGAUGCUACCUUGCGUUGCCUCUCCGACAGAAGCAAGCCUCAGCUGCGCCCCUGCCUUCAGCAGGCACACCUGCUCUUCAAUAAAACACACACCCCUGUCUUCCUGGGUUGCUUAUUCGCUGUUCCCCAGCCCCAAAGGGAGGUGUGGGAUGUGUAG